AUGGAUUCAGAUGAUAAUUCGGUGUUCAGCAUGGGGGAGGAGUCGGAGGGGUUUGUUCCAGAGCCAAAGAAAACCAAGGCCCCAGCCAAAAAGGCCGCUGCCCCCAAGGCUGCUGCCCCCAAGAAGAAGAUGGUUCAAACCACGUUGAAAACGAAGGCAGCGCCUAAGAAGCGCGCUAUUCCAGAUGACGACGAGUCUGCGGCUUCAGACUUCGCCAACACGCCCCCCAAGUCCAAGAAAUUAAAACAGGAUCCUCCUGCAAAGCGACUCAAUGGGAUUCCUCUAGCAGAGCUGGAGAACGACAGCAUGGUUCUUGAUGAAACCCCCGCCCCCACGACCAACGGCACCAAGAAAACUGCCACGGAGACGUACCAGAAAUUGACCCAGCUUGAGCAUAUCAUCAAGCGUCCUGAUACCUAUAUCGGCUCUGUCGAGCAUACUGAGCAACAAAUAUGGGUCUACAGCAAGGAAACUCAGCAGAUGGAAUACAAGACCAUCAGUUAUGUUCCCGGUUUUUACAAAAUCUUUGACGAAGUCAUGGUUAAUGCUGCCGACGCCAAGCAGCGCAACCCCUCAAUGACACACAUGAAGGUCACCAUUAACAAGGAGGCCGGUGAAAUCUCUGUAGAGAACAACGGCACAGGUAUCCCCGUGGAAAUGCACGAGAAGGAAAAAAUCUAUGUUCCAGAGCUGAUUUUCGGCCAUCUUCUGGCUGGUUCCAACUUUGACGACAGCGAGAAGAAGACUGUCGGUGGUCGAAACGGUUAUGGUGCAAAGCUUUGCAAUGUAUUCAGCACCGAGUUCACGGUCGAAAUCCAGGACAGUGAGAGGGGUAAACGAUAUAAGCAGACGUGGACUGACAACAUGCAAAGGAUGGGUAAAGCUAAGAUCACAUCCAACAAAACAUCAAGUUUCGUCAAGGUCACAUUCAAGCCUGAUUUUGCCCGCUUCGGCAUGACAGACGGCAUAAAUGACGAUAUGGAGAGUCUUUUGAUGCGCAGAGUCUAUGACAUGGCAGGAACAGUCCGAGGUAUCAAGGUCUAUCUCAACGGCGAGCAUAUCAAGCUCAAGGAUUUCAAAUCAUACUGCAACCUAUAUGCCAAGGCCAUUGCCAAGGAACGGACGGAGGAAGAAGGAGGCGCACCCUCUUGCACCGUCGAGAUCGACAAUGACAAAGGACAUCCCAGAUGGGAGGUCGGUUUCACAGUGUCGGACGGUACGUUCCAGCAAAUCUCUUUCGUGAACUCGAUUGCCACCACCACUGGAGGAACCCAUGUCAGCUACAUUGCGGAUCAAAUUACAGCGCAUCUGCUCAAGACUCUCACCAAGAAGAAGAAGGGACACAGUUUGAAACAAAACCACCUCCGAAAUCACAUUUUCGUCUUCAUCAACUGUUACAUCGAAAAUCCCGCCUUCAACUCGCAAACAAAGGAGCAAAUGACCACAAAACUGAGUCAGUUCGGUUCCAAGUGUGUGCUUGGCGAUGAUUUCCUCAAGAAAGUUGCCAAGUCCGACGCUCUCGAAAACAUCAUGGACUUUGCCGAGAAGAAGGCCGACAAGAUGUUGGCCAAGAGUGAUGGUAGCAAGCGUUCUCGUGUCAGCAACGCCAAGCUGGUAGAGGCCAACUUGGCUGGCACCAGGAGGGGCCACGAAUGCACGCUCAUUCUGACUGAAGGUGACUCUGCCAAGGGUUUGGCAGUGGCGGGUCGAGCUAUCCUUGAUCCCGAUCGAAUUGGCGUGUUCCCUCUCCGUGGAAAGCUUCUCAACGUUCGCGAUGCUUCCGUUGAUCAGAUCACCAAGAACCAAGAAAUCCAGAAUAUCAAGCAAUUCCUGGGACUGAAGCAUAAACAAGUCUAUACGGAUACCAAAACGCUUCGGUAUGGCCACUUGAUGAUCAUGACUGAUCAGGAUCAUGAUGGAAGUCAUAUCAAGGGCCUUCUAAUUAACUUUCUCCAAGUGCAAUUUCCCUCACUUCUUAGGAUACCUGACUUCCUUCAGGAGUUUAUCACACCCAUUGUCAAAGUCUGGCAAGGAUCCGAUCCCAAGAAGCCUUCAAGAUUGAGAUCGUUUUUCACUCAGCCAGAGUACCAGGAGUGGAAAGAUGCUCACCAAAACGAGCUCACUCGAUGGCACAGCAAGUAUUUCAAGGGUCUGGGAACCAGCGAUGACAAAGACGCACAGGUGUACUUCACGGACCUGGAUAAACAUUUGAAGAAGUUUGAGACGAUGAAGACAGAGGAGGUUCAACUUUUCGAUUUGGCAUUCUCGAAAAAGAAAGCCGAUGCUCGAAAGGAAUGGCUGGGCAACUUUGUGCCAGGCACUUUCCUUGACCAUACAACGAGAACUAUCUCAUACGAUGACUUUGUGAACAGAGAGCUUAUUCUGUUCAGUAUGGCAGAUAACAUGCGAUCAAUCCCGUCUAUCAUAGAUGGACUGAAACCCGGUCAGCGAAAGGUCAUGUAUGGAUGUUUCAAGCGUAACUUGACCAAGGACAAGAAGGUCGCCGAACUCAGCGGUUACAUCUCCGAACACACAGCUUAUCAUCACGGAGAUGUCUCGCUUCAGCAAACAAUUAUCGGCCUUGCUCAGAACUUCAUUGGAUCCAACAAUGUCAACUGUUUGGAGCCUAGCGGUAACUUCGGCUCCCGUCUCGCUGGAGGCUCCGAUGCCGCCAGUCCCCGUUACAUUUUCACUAGAUUGUCUCCUUUUGCACGAAAGGUAUUCCAUCCUUUGGAUGAGCCGAACCUCGACUUUCAGUACGACGACGGGAGUCGCAUUGAGCCCACAACCUAUUUCCCUGUUAUCCCAAUGGUGUUGGUAAACGGUGCCGAUGGUAUCGGUACUGGUUGGAGCACCAAUAUCCCCAACUAUCACCCAAUAGACAUCGUCAAGAAUAUCAAGCGCCGCAUGGGUCGCCUCGAUUCCGAUGAUCCAGAGGAGAAGCCUUUCGAAACGAUGCUGCCAUGGUUCAAGGGCUGGAACGGCACACCCGAAGCAGCCGGCCCCGACCGUUACAAGUUCAACGGCAUCGCUACCCUAAGCGAACUAAACCCUAACGAAGUGGUCAUUACUGAACUUCCCAUCCGAGUGUGGACUGAUGACUUCAAGGCAAGACUUGAGAAAAUCAUCAGUGGCACCGACGGCCCCAGCUGGAUCAAGGAUUACAAGGAGUUCAACGAUUUCGACACUGUUCAUUUCGAGAUCCAGGUUGAUGAAAAACAUAUGCCGAAAGUGCUCGAAGAGGGUAUUCUAGAGCGCUUCAAGCUUCUGAAGCAGGUCGCCACUUCCAAUCUGGUUGCAUUCGAUAGCCGAGGGCAAAUUCGCAGGUACGAAAAGGUGGAAGACAUUCUAGAAGAGUAUUACACUCAUCGAUUUGUCAAAUACACGGAGAGAAAGGACCACUGGCUCAGGGUUUAUCACGCCGACUAUCGGAAACUGCAGAACCAGGCUCGUUUUAUCAAAGAAAUCAUUGACGGCGAGCUCAAGGUGGGCAAGAAGAAGAAGGUGGUGCUCGUAGAAGAACUCCGUGAACGGAAGUACGAGGCUUUCCCACCAACCGCCAAUGGCAAAAAGAACAACACAGAAGAUGAUGCGGAUAAAGAGGAUGACGAGGAUGAUACUCCUGGACCAGGUGGUAGUCACGAUUACGACUAUCUUCUCUCUAUGCCUAUUUGGUCUCUCACAGCUGAGCGUCUUGACAAACUCAAUGAUGCUAUUGCUAGAAAAAAGAAGGAGCACGAUGAUCUCCAAAUGCUGAGCGAAAAAGAUCUGUGGUGUCAAGAUCUGGACGAGUUUGUCCAGGUUUGGGACGAGCAAGCGCGUCUUGAGGCCGAGAUCAAAACAGGAAUUCGUCGCUUGGGUCGACGGGCGUCCAAGAAAAUAGGAGCUGGCCGCGGACGCAAAGCCAAGGACGACGAUGCUUAUGAGCCAGAAAAGAAGAGUCGUGCCAAGGCCAAGCCAAAGGCUGCAGCACCUGUCAAGGUCGAAACCAAGAGCUCACAGAGGUUCGCGGCAAUGUUCGAUGCCGAACCAAAGCCUAAAAAGGACAAGGAGCCAAAGGUCGUACCAAAAGAAGAGGAUGACUUCUCUGAUGAUGAUUUCGCCGCGCUCAGCAGGGGCAAAUCGAAACCGGCAGCUGCCCCAUCUCGUGUCCUGUCAGAGUCAGUAGAACCCGAGCCUUCACGCAAUGGCAAACGAGCAGCAGCGUCAAAGGCGAAAACCUAUUUCGACGUCGACUCUAGCAGUGACGACGACGAUCAAAUGCUUGACGAUGUCGGCGCUCUCGUAAAGGGCAUUGGCGAGCCGAAGCAAGAGUCGAGUGGGAGAUUAAGUCUGCACGCGAUGAGCCGCCCCGAGUCCAGUCAUGGCCACAACGGCUCCACCAGUCUGUCCAAACACAAGGCUAAAGCAUCCAGAAUAUUGGACGAAGACAGCCCUGAUGAGACAAACUACGAGCUCUUGGCAAAGUCCUCCCCGCACAAGGCAACCGCCAAGGCUGAUGUUGGCAUUGACAGCUUCCUUUCCGAUGAUGAGCCAGCACCUGAGCCGGCACCAGCCCCGGCGAAGGAAUCGUCGGUUGACAAGGCCCCCGCCGGCUUAUCACAGGUGAAGAAAGUAAGGGGUCGGCCAGCAGGUGUGAAAAACAAGGGCAAGGAUGCUCCAGCCUCGGCAGCCGUUCCCAAACCCAAGGCGAAGAAGCCCGCCGCAAAGCCGACGACACUAUCUCCAGCAGCCAAAGCAUAUGCUGCAAAGAAGGCAGUAAAGAAGACAGCUGUCGACGAGGAUUCUGACGAGGAGAUGGAAGAAUCACCCGCACCAAAACCCGCAGCACGCAGUCGACCAGGAAGAGCCGCGGCUGCAAGGCGGCCUCUUGUAAUUGAGGACGACUCUUCAUUAAAUCUAGAUGAACAGGACGACGACGAGAGCGAGGAUCCGUUUGAGAUGGAUGACGAUGAUGACUAA
Molecule: messenger RNA, 4962 nt
Organism: Clonostachys solani
Lineage: Eukaryota; Fungi; Ascomycota; Sordariomycetes; Hypocreales; Bionectriaceae
Source: the annotation of a GenBank genome assembly